CUAAGCUACCCCCUCACACACAAAUAAACUGAAUGAACAAAAGUUAUCUGUUUUUUUACUGACUUAUCAAAGUUGAUAACAUGUCAAUAAGCUCUCUGUAUACCUUUAUAUUAGCUCGACUCAAUCAAUCCAUUCCCGUGCCAAAUUCCACUCGAGCAGUCAACCAACCCUGAUUGAAAAGAGUUAAUUUUUUUCAUAGAUUUCACAAUCAUAAUUAUUUUAUAAUUACAAAGUUAAAUAUUCCAGUAAAUUAUUGCUUCUGGAGCGAAGAAACCCUGCGUACCGAAGAACUAAUUGGCCGUAAACUGUAACACCUUAACAAAAUAUCUGCAGUAUGUGAGGUGUGUAAUUUUAUUGUACAAAAUAAGAAUUGAUCUGGUUGAAUUUUGUAACAAGUGGAAGAGCUCAUCGUAGAAAAUGCAGAAAAUUAGCACAGUCACGAAGACAGAUUUACCAUCACAAGCUGGGCGUCGCAUUCGUCGCCGUAGGUUCAGAAGAGAUUAUUUGAUAGUAUUGUGGACGGUGAUUUUUGCAUAUUAUUACACUGCUUCGAGUGGAAAUGCGUUACCCAGACCAGCCGAUUCUCAGGAAGAAAGUCAUUACGACGAUGUUUCCAAUAUCAAUGAUGACUACGCACUUGCAGGAGACGAUAUUCCACCGGAGGAAGUACCCGACAUUUCGGAUAUUGCUGCAGAUGAAGAGAUAGAAAGAAAAUGGCGUCACCGAAUCCACAAAUAUGCAAAAUGGGAGAUACCUGGAGUUAAUUGCACCCCUCCCGGAAUUGACGACUUUCCCGAUGAUCUCUUCACCCAAGCAGAGCGUCGCUCUGGAUUUGUCGUUAUCCAUUUUCUCGUCUCCCUGUACAUCUUUGUGGGGUUAGCUGUAGUUUGUGAUGACUACUUUGUCCCUUCAAUGGAGAGAAUCUGUGAGGAAAUGAGCUUACCCUCCGACGUUGCCGGAGCAACUUUUAUGGCGAUUGCGACCUCAGCUCCAGAACUGUUUACAAAUAUCAUUGGGACCUUCAUCACCAAAGGGGACAUCGGCGUGGGGACAAUUGUCGGUAGUGCAGUGUUUAACAUUUUGGCUGUCGCUGCAGUGUGCGGCCUGGGUGCAGGGAUGAUGGUUCCAUUGGAAUGGUGGUCCGUCACGAGAGACUGCGUCUGCUACCUUUUCACCGUCGUCCUUCUCCUCAUUGUCCUCCGAGAUGAGAGAAUCUACUGGUACGAAGCCCUCAUUUUGGUCCUUGUCUACUUUGUCUACAUUCUUGUCAUGUACAAGAAUGCAUAUUUAAAGAAACGUGCUGAAAAACUUGUGUUCAAAACACGCCGACACUUCAACUACGGGGGUGACAAGAUUGAGGCGAUGUACAGCUCCACCACUAUUGGGCAAUCUUCAGAUAAAGCCAAGGAAGCUGGGGAAAAUGGAACUUCGACACAGUUGGAACCACUGAAAGGAGGGGGAUCUGCAGGAACAAAUGAGCAACUUGACCAAGAUGAUGACUCGGAAGAUGCCGAAGUUCAACCCCCCUUCAAAAUGACGGAGGAGGAACGAGAACAGGAGGAAGAAGAAGCUUCCGGCCUUUGCGAACCCCCACACGGCGAAGGCAUAAAGUCCUGGAUCGAAUUCAUUGUCUGUUGGCCGUGUCGCCUUCUUUUCACGUUUACUAUUCCAGACUGUAGGAAGGACGCGUGGAAGAAGUGGUAUCCGCUUACAUUUGCCAUGUGCAUCGUGUGGAUCGGAACACUUUCAUACGUGGUCAACUGGAUGAUGACCAUCAUUGGGCACACUUGCAGAAUUCCAGACUCUGUCAUGGGGCUGACAUUUAUUGCUGCGGGAACAUCGGUUCCGGAAGUUGUGUCCUCAUUAAUUGUAGCGAGACAAGGGCUUGGGACAAUGGCAGUGUCUAAUUCUAUAGGUUCCAAUACAUUUGACGUUUUAAUGUGUUUGGGGCUCCCCUGGCUUAUUCGAGGCUCAAUGCUUAUCGGAGACAAGUACGAGGACUACAUCCAGAUUAACUCGCAUGGAUUAGAAUAUUCGACAAUGAUGUUAAUAUCGUCGCUCGCAGUUUUGUACGCGAUUCUUGCAUUUAACAAAUUCGUAUUGGAUCGUAAAGUUGGAUUUUUAAGCCUUCUACUCUAUUUCUCUUUCCUAAUUUUCGCCUCUCUUUUUGAACUCAAUGUUUUCUUCGUUGUCAAUUUACCAACGUGUCAGUACCAUGAAGAUUAAGGGGUCGAAGAGCGAAACGAUACGUGUGUACAUUUGUGCUGAGAUUAUGAUUCGUUGUUUCAAGCACAUUUCCGGGUAGGUGUGGCUGAUUGGUUGGAUUAAAAAUAGGGAAUUGGUUGAAUUGUGUAUGAUUUUGAACCCAAACCAUGUAAAUUUUUAUUUUUUAAUGAAAGCAUGUUUUAAUUUGUAACCCAAGUGUAUGUAGAUAAAAUAUAAAUUUUUGAUUUUGUGUUUGAGAUUUUUGUAAAAAUAUCGGUAUAAUUUAAUAUAAUUUAUCCAGUAGUAAUGUCUGCAUUUAUAAAGUUGUAUAUUUUGGUUGAUAUUACAUAAAUAGUUUGGAUAAUAAACUGACGGUAUGAAAUUAAA
Molecule: messenger RNA, 2592 nt
Organism: Folsomia candida
Lineage: Eukaryota; Metazoa; Arthropoda; Collembola; Entomobryomorpha; Isotomidae
Product: sodium/potassium/calcium exchanger 3
Exons: 8
Coding region: 418-2226 (602 amino acids)
Biological process (GO): calcium ion transmembrane transport; intracellular calcium ion homeostasis
Cellular component (GO): membrane
Molecular function (GO): calcium, potassium:sodium antiporter activity; calcium channel activity
Source: RefSeq, a predicted model, not a curated record